AUGGGGGAAGGUGAGAGGGUGAGGUCAAAAGAGGAGAGGAGUGGAAAGAAGGAGGCAGAGAGGAAUAAGUCAAAGGUAAACGUGGGGAGGUUAAAGUCUCCCAGGACUGUGAGAGUUGCAGAGAAACAGAGUAAAGAUGUGUUUUUCAUGCACAACAGCACAUUCUGUGCCAAAAUGUCAGGCAUUGGGGGAAAUUAUCUUUACCAAGUGUCAGACGGAAUUGAGGAAGUGCGCUCUGUGCAUGACACGUCGGGUAAACUGGUGGACUGCUCAGUAACCAUCAACCAUACGCAGAUGCAUGAUGAACUAUUGACCACAUUUAGUCAUUCAACUGUUUCCCUGAUUUCGGUGCAUGUUGGUUUGUUGUUAUUUUUUAAUAUACAUUCGCCGUUUGCAGGAGAGUUCGCGGCGACUGACAGUUGUUGCCGCGUUCAUGACCACUGCCCCUACGUCAUCCAUGCGUUUUCCUCAAAAUACGGCUAUACCAAUUUCAAGUGGCAUCCCCUUAGUCACUGUGACUGCGAUAAUGCGUUGAAGGAGUGUCUGAGGAAAGUCAAUGACACCUCCUCCAGGGUGGUUGGCCAAGCUUUCUUCAAUGUCAUUGAAGUGCCCUGUUUCCAGUUCAUAUAUGAAGAGCAAUGUGUGGAGCGCCACUGGUAUGGCGUGUGUAAAAAAUAUGACAAGCUCCCGGUUGCAGUGCCUAGAGAGUCCAUCCCGUAUGAUUUCGGAGGUAUUGACGUUAUUGACGUGCUGACCGUGGCUCCUCAGAAAGAGACAAAGGAAACAGGCACAGAGCAGGACAAUCCUGAAGGCACAACACAGUCCACUGUUUCUGGCUCCCAGACCACUGGCCCUGAGGAACCCUCCCUCAAGAACAUGGUCACAGUCGCUGAGGACUUCAUCAAAUUUCUGGCCACCGUCUCCACCUCUCAGGGUUCGGCUACAGACAACACCAAAGGAGAGACACAAACCUCAGAGAAGAAGAAGAGGAAGAACACUGCAGGGAAAAAUAAGAAAAAUAACAAGAAAAGGAAAGGGAAAGGAAAAGGGAGAAAGAGGAAGCAGAAAAUCGACUCAGUCUCAAAAGGAGCAGAGGAGUCCUACCAAGUUAGUCCUACCAAAGCAGAGGAAGUUGUCAAUAAGAGUAGCUUUGUAAAUGAGCCUGAGAAUGAUGACCAGUUGAACAGAAAUGUCAACUGUUUCAGUGAUGGUGAAAAAGAUUGUGGAGGGAAAGAGGAGCUUUCUAAUGAUGUCAUGAGAGAUGAACCACAUGUAGAUGAAGAAAGUGCUGCAGAUGCCUCUGACACCUCAGCCACUGCUGUCAAGAUGGAGCAGACAAUGCUGGAAACUCCGGCUCUGAAGGAUCACACAGAAACAGCGUCUCUUUCUGCAACCACCAGCACACCCAUUGUGACCACACAGAAAACCAAAAGGCAGAGGUCAAGAAAGGGGGAAGGGAGGAAAAAACAGAGCAACAUAACGCCAACUGUCACCCCUAAAGGAGUUGCACGCCAUACCACCAUUAAACAGGACCUCCCAACAACCACAACAAAGAGCUCUGGCACCCCAACCAUCCCUACCAGCACUGCCAUAAUCUCUGCAGAUCAGCCUGCGCAACUAAAGUUAGAGAGCCACAGUGAAAAGGGACAUGUUACGGUUACUGCCGGCAACCCCAUUGUGACUUUUAUCAAAAGCAAAAGGCACAGGUCAAAGGAGAGAGAGAAAACAAAUAAAUGGAGGAAAAUCCCUCCCACUCUUCCCAUGGUGGGGGAUACUUUCCGAAACCCCACUGAAAAGGAUCUUGAAGUGAUCACUACUGAGAGCACAAGUGCUCCAGCCAUCACCACCAUCACUACUGUUCGCGUUGCAGGGCAGCCAGUGUCACACAGACCUGAAAGUCACAAUGAGAAGGGAUCCAAUACCACUACGACUGUAGGCUCAACUUUGAGUGAGACCAAAAGGCACAGGCUGAAAGAGAGAGAGGGUAGAAAGACGAGGAGAAAAGGCAUAUCAACUCUUUUGGCUGAGGGCACAUCUCUUCAGAAUCCCACUGAAGAUGCCCUUCAUACAGUCACUACUGACAGCACUGUUGUACUGAACAUCCCCACAACCACCCCUGUAGUCGUUGCAGAGAUGCUAACGACACAGAGCAUAGAGAGUCAUAGUGAAAAGGGACUUCUCACCAGAACAGCCAGCGAUCCCGUUAUGACUGGGAGAAGACAAGGAUCAAAAGAGAGGGAGGGUAGAAAGAAAAGUAAAAAAGUGACCAUACCCACUGUUGUCAAGGAUGAGGUUCCUAUCCAUAAUGACAAUGAAACUAAACUUGAAGAAAUAAUAACAGGUACAAGUCUGACACCCUCAGCGUCAGAAAUCUCAUUCAAAGUUGACGAAGUAGGAGAGUUCAAUCUACAGGGUUCUGAGAACUACAGAGAACAGGCCCUCAGAGAACAGACCAGCACACACACUAUAAGUCCAAUAAAAUACACUGUCCAGAAAACGGAAGAGAGAAUAGGUAGAAAGAAAAGGAGAAAACCACCACAAUGAGACUCAUACUAACAAUGUUGCUAGUAUAGAAUGAAAGAGUGAAAUGAUGUCCUAGAUGACUAGUCUGGCUCUUGACUAUCAGGAAAACCUGCUAUGCAGACUCAGACGUAUGUGUAGUAUGUGUUAGUCGUCAUCUUGUGUAUGUUUUGUCAAAUCAACAUUUUAUGCCACUAUUCAACAGGAAUUGAAACAAGUGAAUGAAGAAUCAGGAUAAUGUUUUGUAUUAUAGUAUGUGCAUUUAAACACCAAUGAUUAA
Molecule: messenger RNA, 2800 nt
Organism: Oncorhynchus masou masou (cherry salmon)
Lineage: Eukaryota; Metazoa; Chordata; Actinopteri; Salmoniformes; Salmonidae
Product: mucin-2-like
Exons: 5
Coding region: 1-2544 (847 amino acids)
Biological process (GO): arachidonate secretion; phospholipid metabolic process
Molecular function (GO): A2-type glycerophospholipase activity
Source: RefSeq, a predicted model, not a curated record